This is a messenger RNA of Ornithodoros turicata, 324 nucleotides long. RefSeq names its product complex III assembly factor LYRM7-like. Gene Ontology annotation, cellular component: mitochondrial matrix. The transcript has a single exon. The record is from RefSeq and is a predicted model, not a curated record. NCBI's taxonomy places the organism in Eukaryota, Metazoa, Arthropoda, Arachnida, Ixodida, Argasidae. Gene Ontology annotation, molecular function: protein folding chaperone. The coding region runs from base 1 to 324 and encodes 107 amino acids. Gene Ontology annotation, biological process: mitochondrial respiratory chain complex III assembly.
AUGGCGAUGAGCACAAAGAGAGCAGUGCUAAGCUCCUACAAGGCUCUGCACCGGACUAUUUUGUUCGUCUUCGACGGCGAUGUGGGUACGAUUCAGUCUGCCAGAGCAAAAGCGAGAGAAGAAUUCAAGAAAAACGCGUGUGUUAAGGACCCGGACAAAAUAGAGGAGUUGCUCAAGUUUGCCGGUGAUGUUAGAGACGUGUUAAGAAAAGAUGUCGUUCAUGCCAUCAUUAACGAAAAGGGACAUUAUGAACUCCAGCUGAGGCCCGAACAUUUGAAAGACAACGCGGCAUGUGCAAAAGAAGAGCCUCCUCGAAAGCAAUAA